Molecule: messenger RNA, 477 nt
Organism: Anolis sagrei ordinatus
Lineage: Eukaryota; Metazoa; Chordata; Lepidosauria; Squamata; Anolidae
Gene: RPL36A
Product: ribosomal protein L36a
Biological process (GO): translation
Cellular component (GO): cytosolic large ribosomal subunit; ribosome
Molecular function (GO): structural constituent of ribosome
Source: RefSeq, a predicted model, not a curated record
CCGCUCUAGUCGGGUUUCCGCUUCUCUUCUGCUCACGCCUCUUGCCCACUUCCGGCUUCCGGCGAAGCCUUUCUUUCCGAGCUGCCGACGCCGCCGGCAAGAUGGUGAACGUUCCCAAAACCCGCCGGACGUACUGCAAGAAAUGUGGCAAGCACCAGCCCCACAAAGUGACUCAGUACAAGAAGGGCAAAGAGUCUCUGUAUGCACAGGGAAAGCGUCGAUAUGACCGCAAGCAAAGCGGAUACGGUGGUCAGACGAAGCCUAUCUUCCGCAAGAAGGCAAAGACUACGAAGAAGAUUGUGCUGAGGCUGGAGUGUGUGGAGCCCAACUGCCGGUCCAAGAGGAUGCUGGCCAUUAAGAGGUGCAAGCACUUCGAGUUGGGAGGAGACAAGAAGAGAAAGGGCCAGGUCAUCCAGUUCUAAACAUUCAUUUUUGCUCUUUGUCAUGAAUCACAAUAAAAUAACAACCUAUUGCAGA